This is a messenger RNA of Haliotis rubra (blacklip abalone), 2369 nucleotides long. Its product is annotated as F-box only protein 5-like. Gene Ontology annotation, cellular component: nucleus. Gene Ontology annotation, biological process: regulation of mitotic nuclear division; negative regulation of meiotic nuclear division. NCBI's taxonomy places the organism in Eukaryota, Metazoa, Mollusca, Gastropoda, Lepetellida, Haliotidae. Gene Ontology annotation, molecular function: protein binding. The transcript has 5 exons. The coding region runs from base 233 to 1351 and encodes 372 amino acids. The record is from RefSeq and is a predicted model, not a curated record.
CGAGAUAAACAAUUGCGAAUUCCAGCGAUUUGAUUGGUCGCGUGUUAUGUGGCGAACGAUUUGAACUAUGAAUGCGCUUCGUGGUGUACGCUGCAAAAAUAUUUCUCGAGGAUCACUACAUGAGCUAUGAUAUUAAUCUUCAGCGGCCCUUGUCAAAUGCUGUUGACCACUUGAACUCAUUUUUUACCAAUUUUACAAACAUUUCUUACUACAAAGGGAUAUAUCUCUCGAUAUGAUGGCAAGUACAGGGUACCAGAGAUCUCGGAAGGUGUCAAUGCCUGCUCUUCACAUCAGCAAAAUGGACUAUUCAAAUGACUUUUCUGAUGUAAUCAAGAGUCGCUCAAUUAGCACAAGUACUCCAAUGGCAUCAAAAAUACUCUCCCCAUUGAGUUUGUAUUCACCUGGAAAUGACAGUGGUUAUCCUGAUUCCCUUGUGGAAGAUACUAAAACAUCAACAGACCUUUUAAAUGACACAGCUUUUCUUGAAACCACCCCCUUGGUUUCAACAGACUGUGACUUGCCCGAGGAUAAUGCUUAUCCAUUACAAUUUUCAAAAUGUGACGAUAUGACAUGUGACACUGACUGUGCCUCUUCAGCCUCUCUUGAACAUGAUUGGCUAAUUCCUGAAGAGGAAGAAGUGUUUGAGAAGCGGCAUAAGCGCCUCUCUGACUUUCCAAGAUACAGUUUGGAAUUUGAAUCUGGUGAUCUGGACUCCAGUUUUGGUGCAUCAGGUUUAGCUGACAAAUUGGAUUCUGUUGGCAUACAUGAUGUCAUCCAACACUUCUCCCCUAAAGAGCCUGACCGUCUUAUUGGGAGGAAGGUGGGACUGGAGAAAGUUGACAUUUUGAAUGAAAUGCAUGCAAGGAGCAUUGAAGGAGUGUCUCUUGUACUGUCAUACUUGGAACCAAAGGAAUUGUGCAGGAUUAGAGCUGUAUCCCGGCAAUGGAAAACUAUUUGUGACACAGAUAACAGAGCUAGUGCUAGAUGUCACAAGUACAUCAAAUCUCUCAAAUCAAGAGCAGCCUCUGUCGGAAAGGAGAACCUUGGGAAGACGAAGACUGGACAUCGACAUCUGACACCAGGGGGAUUACUGACAUCAGUUCAACACACACCACGCUCACCAAAGAAAAUGCCAGUUGUCAACCUAUUUACUCAGCAUUCUCAGGUUGUUUCUUCUCUGAAAAGUGACGACACAUUAAGACAUUGUCCCAGGUGUAAUUCUGCAGCCAAGACCCAUUGUGAUCGUGGUGUGUGUACGAGUGACAAUUGUAAAUUUGAUUUCUGUGUAAAGUGUUUCUGUGAGCAUCAUGGAUCUCGGGAACUGCGUGCCAGUGGCACUCAAGAAAUCUAAACUGGACUCAGUAGGCUCGAAAAAGAGCAAAAGAAAUCUUAGACGGUUAUAGCGGUGACUCCUGCCAAAACUUCACCCUGUAGAAGCUUUGCUGGACAAAGCUAAUCCAUCCAUACAGUUAAUGCAGCUUGAGCUGACCAUCAACAGAUGACGAAAGUGCAAUACGGUUAAUGUGUUCAUUAUGACAAGGUGCUGGCAUCAACAAUUUACCACAAUAUUUCUGUUGAGGUGACGAUGCAAACAAAAGCGACAAUCGCAAUAUUUCAGGAUGUGAAUCUCAGUUUUGAUACUAGGUUCUCUUUACAGAACAGUUGCAUUAUGUGAUGAUCUCAACAAUGCAUAUCAUAUUACAAGACAUUCCUCCAUGGAACAUUAUUUUUUGCUGUCAAGCAUAUAGAUCACUUGCAGAUCACUCAGAUGUGUUCAUUACGAAAUGACCUAUACAUCAAUCCAAAAUUAAUUUAUGGAAUCAAAUGAAUCAGUAUUGAAAUCCAUCCUAAAGUUAUCUUGUACUGCCAUACCAGAAGUAUUUAUUUUCUUUGCCAAAAGAGUCUUUCAAAACCAAAGAAUUUUAGUGUGAGAAUGAGAUAAGUAUGAAUGCAUCUUUGUUCACUCUUGUACAUAUGUUUCAUGAUUGUGAACAAGACACAUGUGCAUGAAAUCCUGCAUUAUGAGAGACAUUAUUUUAUUCAUUUGUAAAUGUGACAUUUACAAUAAUUGAACAUGUUGACAGGAUUGAUUGGCAUGAAAUUUUUAAUGAAAAUCUGACUAUUUUGAUUCAAAUAGUUUAUUUUAAUAUAGAAAUGGACAAAAUGAUGGGACAUUUUUAUGGAGUAUGAAUGAAUCUUGUGAAUGUUUUAUCUCUUCUACAAGAACUUAACAUGUAAAACGACCUUGACAGUCAUAGACUUGUAAGGCGUAAAAAUGUUUUUACAUGUUAAGUUCAUGAAGAAAGCUAUUCAUUGUCAUUGUUAGUGAAUGCUAAGUGUUGAAAACAAAUAAACUGUUACAAAGCAAA